Molecule: messenger RNA, 936 nt
Organism: Magnolia sinica
Lineage: Eukaryota; Viridiplantae; Streptophyta; Magnoliopsida; Magnoliales; Magnoliaceae
Exons: 1
Coding region: 1-936 (311 amino acids)
Source: RefSeq, a predicted model, not a curated record
AUGGAUCGAAGGAAGCGCGGUCGCCUACCGAACGAAGGAACAACAGACAGCGAAAAACCUUGGAAGACCGAGAUUCAAAAUCUACAGAGGCAGAUCGCUGACCUGAAGCAAAAUUGUCCGACUAGUCAGGCAGGACUGGAGGAGACAAAAUCCUCGUUCGUGGACAAAAUAAUGCACGCACGGCUACCAGAUCAGUUUCGCCUUCCCCAGAUCAUACCCUACACUGGAAAGGCUGAUCCAACAGAACAUAUAGAGUCCUUUUGGAUUCAUAUGGAAUUGCACGAUGCAUCAGACGCGGUGAUGUGCCGAGCCUUCUUGCUCACUCUGUCCGAUGUUGCUCGACUUUGGUUCAAGCAACUGAAGCCAAGGUCCAUCAGCUCAUUCGCCGAGCUCAAUGACACCUUCAUCGCGAACUUUAUUGGGGGCAAGAAAAGGCUCAAGGUAUCGAUGCAUCUGAAUAACAUAGUCCAAAAAGAAGAAGAGCUCCUCAAGGACUACAUCAAGCGCUUCAAUCUUGAAGCUCUACAAGUUUGGAAGCACUCGAACGAAACAGCUAUCAACUCCAUUAUGCAAGGGGUAAGAGACAAACUGUUUCUCUUAUCCCUGGAUAAGAAUCCACCAUCCACUCUGGCUGAGUUCAUGGCUCGAGUAGAAAAAUAUACCAAUGUCGAGGAGACUCGGAUCCUACGAGAAGUAGCUCAAAACAGAAACGCCUACGCAAAGCAGUCGACAAAAAAGGAUGUUGACUUGGCCAAUACCAAUAAAAAACGGAAAGACGAUCGACCACGAGAUGAGCACAGGUCAAGCAAACGACCUGACAGCAAGAUUAUAAACUAUACUCCGCUCAACAAACCUCAGGAGCAAGUCCUGAUGGAAAUAAAGGGUGAGAACUUCGUCAACUGGGCGAACAAACUGCGUAGCAAUCCUGACCGGUGA